Passer domesticus (house sparrow) is the source of this 1553-nucleotide messenger RNA. It is a transcript of the gene CLEC3B, whose product is annotated as C-type lectin domain family 3 member B. Bases 226 to 831 code for a protein of 201 amino acids. The record is from RefSeq and is a predicted model, not a curated record. NCBI's taxonomy places the organism in Eukaryota, Metazoa, Chordata, Aves, Passeriformes, Passeridae. Gene Ontology annotation, biological process: ossification; bone mineralization. The transcript is spliced from 3 exons.
UUUUUCUUUUUUAACAAAAACAAGCGGCGUGCUAAGAACUGCAACCCGUCCGGGAGGUUUUCAGCCUUGGCCGGAGCCGCCGGAGCCCCCCCGGGGCCGGGAGGCUGCGCUGGCCCGGGCUCAGCGGGAGGCUUUCUGGGACGGCCAUUCCCGACUCCAGCCGGUGUCCGGGCUGUGUGUGAGGGCAGAGCCGCCGCAGCUCCGCUCGCACCGGCCGGCAGCGGCAUGGCGCUCCGCGGAGCCUGCCUCCUCCUCUGCCUCCUCUCCCUCGCCCAGCUCUCCGACCAGCAGAACGGCAAAGCCCGGCAAAAACCGGCGGCUCCCAAGAAAGAUGGUGUGAGCCUCAAAAUGAUUGAAGACCUGAAGGCUAUGAUUGACAACAUCUCUCAGGAGGUUGCUCUACUGAAGGAAAAGCAAGCACUCCAGACAGUUUGCCUGAAGGGCACCAAAAUUCAUCUGAAAUGCUUUCUGGCGUUUUCGGAGACCAAGACGUACCACGAGGCCAGCGAGAACUGCAUCUCUCAGGGCGGCACGCUCAGCACGCCGCAGAACGGGGAGGAGAACGACGCCCUCUACGACUACAUGCGCAAGAGCAUCGGCUCAGAGGCCGAGGUCUGGCUGGGCCUCAACGACAUGGCCACGGAGGCCAAGUGGGUCGACAUGACGGGCAGCCCCAUCCGCUACAAGAACUGGGAGACUGAAAUCACCACCCAGCCCGACGGUGGCAAGCUGGAAAACUGCGCGGCUUUGUCGGGGACCGCCAACGGCAAGUGGUUCGACAAGAGGUGCCGAGAGCAGCUGCCCUACAUCUGCCAGUUCAUGAUCGUGUAGUGGCUGGGCCUCCCCCCUGCCCACCCAGCCCGGUCUCCACCCUGGGCAGCAGGAUGAUGAAGCUGUAGCUGUGUGUACGCCUCCACGUCCAUCCGCACGCCCACACGCACGUGUUCGCGCAGUAGAGUCACCCUUUGCAGAGAGAGUCGCCGCGGCUCGCUGGCGGGCUAUAGAGCCCUAGAGCAUUUCCUUUGGCCACAUCCAGCCCUGUUCACAGCUGCACUGCUCUUCCUAAGGCACGAUUGGUAGAUAUAUAUUUUUUUACACAGGGAAUUUAUUAGGACAGCUCAGUUGUUCCAGCAAAGAACCAGUGCACAGAACCAGUGCAGCAGUCCAGCCUGGCAUACAGCUGCUUCGGCUGGCCAGGGCUGUCGCUCUGCAGUGUCCUUUCCCAUUUUGCUGGGCUUUCACCAGCAUAGGCAUUUUCUGCUUUCUUCUCUUGUUUUGCUUCCCCAUAAGCCCUGGCAGCAAUUUGGGAGAGUUCCAUGAUCCUCACAGUUCAGCCUUGUGAGGAUCAAGGUCCUGUCUCAGCAAGCAGAGGGAGCUGCUUCUGCUUUGCAUUGAAAGAUGCAAUUUGGCUUAUUUGGUAGGGUACCAGCUGCUCAACUAGUCAAAUUACAUGUCUAAAUUAAUUAGCAAGUUACAGGCAUGUUUGGUCCUCUUCUCAUCAGCUAGAAGCCAGUUCCACUGACUUCAGUGGGAGAGCAAGGCCCACUGUCAGA